Messenger RNA from Capsella rubella, 2032 nucleotides. RefSeq names its product inositol transporter 4. Gene Ontology annotation, cellular component: membrane. The record is from RefSeq and is a predicted model, not a curated record. Gene Ontology annotation, biological process: transmembrane transport. The transcript has 3 exons. Gene Ontology annotation, molecular function: myo-inositol:proton symporter activity. Bases 166 to 1914 code for a protein of 582 amino acids. Lineage: Eukaryota; Viridiplantae; Streptophyta; Magnoliopsida; Brassicales; Brassicaceae.
GUUCUAAUAAAGAUUCUCCAUUUUUUCAUCGUACGCUCAAACACCGUAACAUUCUCCUGACUUUAAACUUAUACUCUCUGAGGCAAGGCAACGAAAGACUGAGAAUAAUCUCUCUUUUCUCUGCUGAGAGAAUCACAAACUCGGAAGGAGAGAUCAGAGAAUACAAUGGUGGAAGGAGGGAUAGCUAAAGCUGACAAAACAGAGUUCACAGAGUGUUGGAGAACGACAUGGAAGACUCCUUACAUCAUGAGAUUAGCUCUCUCCGCUGGUAUCGGAGGUCUUCUCUUCGGUUACGAUACCGGUGUCAUCUCUGGAGCUCUUCUCUUCAUCAGAGAAGAUUUCGACGAAGUUGAUAAGAAAACAUGGCUUCAGUCUACUAUUGUUAGUAUGGCUGUCGCCGGAGCCAUCGUCGGAGCUGCCGUCGGUGGUUGGAUUAACGAUAAGUUUGGUAGGAGGAUGUCCAUUCUUAUUGCUGAUGUUCUUUUCUUGAUCGGUGCGAUUGUGAUGGCGCUUGCUCCUGCUCCGUGGGUUAUUAUCAUUGGCAGAAUCUUUGUUGGGUUUGGUGUUGGUAUGGCUUCGAUGACGUCGCCGUUGUACAUCUCUGAAGCUUCUCCGGCGAGGAUUAGAGGUGCACUUGUUAGUACUAAUGGUCUUCUCAUCACUGGAGGACAGUUCUUCUCCUACCUUAUCAAUCUUGCUUUUGUCCAUACUCCGGGAACAUGGAGAUGGAUGUUGGGAGUUGCGGGAGUUCCGGCUAUAGUUCAGUUUAUGCUUAUGUUGUCUCUGCCGGAGUCUCCACGGUGGUUAUACAGGAAGGACAGGAUUGCGGAGUCCAGAGCGAUUCUAGAGAGGAUUUACCCGGCGGACGAAGUGGAGGCGGAGAUGGAAGCUUUGAAAGAGUCUGUAGAGGCGGAGAAGGCGGACGAGGCAAUCGUCGGAGAUAGCUUCAGCGCAAAAAUGAAAGGAGCUUUUGGGAAUCCCGUUGUUCGACGUGGACUUGCAGCUGGUAUCACAGUGCAAGUGGCACAGCAAUUUGUGGGGAUCAACACUGUCAUGUACUACAGUCCUUCGAUUGUGCAAUUCGCUGGUUAUGCCUCCAACAAGACAGCUAUGGCCUUGUCUCUCAUUACUUCUGGUCUCAACGCUUUGGGUUCGAUUGUGAGCAUGAUGUUUGUGGAUAGGUAUGGUAGAAGGAAGCUGAUGAUUAUCUCUAUGUUUGGGAUCAUAACAUGUCUUAUCAUAUUAGCCACUGUGUUCUCACAAGCGGCCAUUCACGCACCCAAGAUCGAUGCGAUGGAGUCAAGGACGUUUGCUCCAAAUGCUACUUGUCCAGCGUUUGUCCCGCUAGCAGCCGAAAAUGCUCCCCCGUCGAGGUGGAACUGCAUGAAGUGUCUCAGGUCAAAAUGUGGUUUCUGCGCCAGUGGAGUACAGCCUUAUGCACCAGGAGCUUGUGUGGUGUUGUCGGAUGACAUGAAAGCAACUUGCAGCUCAAGAGGAAGAACAUACUUCAAAGAUGGGUGUCCAAGCAAGUUUGGUUUCUUAGCAAUAGUGUUUUUGGGGCUUUACAUCAUUGUGUAUGCUCCAGGUAUGGGCACUGUCCCAUGGAUUGUCAACUCUGAGAUUUAUCCACUCAGAUAUAGAGGUCUUGGUGGAGGAAUAGCUGCCGUCUCGAAUUGGGUCUCCAACCUCAUUGUGAGUGAGAGCUUCCUCUCACUUACCCACGCUCUCGGCUCCUCUGGGACCUUCCUUCUUUUUGCUGGCUUCUCCACAAUCGGACUAUUCUUCAUUUGGUUGCUCGUGCCUGAGACCAAAGGGCUUCAGUUUGAGGAAGUUGAGAAGUUGCUCGAAGUCGGCUACAGGCCCAGUCUCUUGCGGCGAAGGAACAAGAAGGGCAAAGAUGUCGAUACGGCUUAAGACGAUGAUGAUCACUGAUCUCUCUCUCUAUGCUUUUUACUGUUUCGGCAACCAAUUCCAAAUUCUACAUUGUAAGAAAUCAGAUUGGAAUACGAAAUAUCAAAGACCUUUUAAAUCC